GUACACACACAGCUGGCAAACAACACAGAGCAGUCAGGUUGCAAGAUGGCUAACACUACGCUUCAGUCGUUCAACGUCUUCCUGACGGAAAGGUUGACCGCAGCUGCGGUAGACAUCUACGGGUUCGUUGAGAAGACAAUCAUAGACUACCAGGAGGAGGUGUACCAAACUAAAGUGGAGAAUCAGCGGUUGCAGCGGCUGUUGGAUUUGGUCUACAAACCACAGAUAAGACUGCACAAGGCAGAUUCAAGGCAGAUCGAUUUGCCCACACCGACACAGGAGGUUUGUGCUCAGGACCAGCAGAUUCAGACGGAAUGUAUUCCCAGUGAGGUCAUCCCAGUCAUCCUGCCCAUUAAAGAGGAACUGACUGACCUCUGGACCAGGACUGUAGAAACACUUGUAUGUCCGGCGUACAGCAACGUAACGGAAACACUCACUCAGAUUGUCACAGUUGGAGAUCAUGAAGAAAAUAAGAUGCCAGACAACCUAACUCGAGUUGUAACAGUCGGAGAGCACCUGGAAUAUGACCUGCCAUCACAAGAUGACCAACCAUUAACAUCCUGUGGAGUAUCUCCAGUAUAUACCAAGAAGAAAGACAUGUUUUCUUGUAAUAUUUGCUGUCAAUCUUUUCUGAGACAAGACGAGUUACAUUUGCACCUUGCAGCUCAUGCAACAAAUAGUUUACCGACGCCCACCAUCAACGCGUUCACCUGCUUUGUCUGUGGCAGAAUAACAGACACCAGGAGUCAAAUGAUCACCCACAUGAGAACACACACCGACGAGAAACCUUUUGCCUGUCCCAUUUGUGGAAACAGAUACAAACUGAAAGGUCAUAUCAAAGAACACAUGAGGACUCACACUGGAGAACGGCCUUACCCCUGCUACAUCUGUGGGAGGAGCUUCAACAGAUCUUCGACCAUGACUAAACACGCCAGGAUCAAACACAGGGAGAACAUGCCGUUCAAGUGCAUGCAGUGCGGCCAUCGCUUCCCACUGCUCGUCGUGUUCAAACAACACAUGAAGAUGGUCCACGAUGUCACCUUCUCUGUGUGAAGCCCUGUUGCUGUCAGUCUGUUGCUGACGACUGAAGUUCAGAAGUUACAAUGGCGAUAACUUCUUUAUAGGUUUAUCUUUUAUGCUUGUGUGUCUAUUGAAGUUGAAGCUGACAUGCUUCCCCAAAUUAGGGGAUUCUCUCCACUAAUACAACCUCUCAUACUGUUCAGAUGCUCCUGAUGAUACUGUCAUUGUAAUCGGCUUGAAAUCAGUAGAAAUAUACUGAAACACGCCAAAGAAAAAGUAAAAAUAACUGCUGGACUUUGACAGAUGCAUGUAGCUACACCUGCAAAUAAAAUGUAUCUCAUGGGCUUAUAAUAUUAUUUAAAAUAAGCUUGUCACACUGUGAUGACAUGCAUUUUUGAGGCAGAUACCAAUCUUGAUGCUUAACGCCACGUAUUGGCAGAUGUUCACUUUGACAUGAGCGCAAACAUUUUGAUGAGAAUCCCUUAAAUUGAAUGAAGUCAUUAAAGCGCAAAUUAAAUUGAAAAUUGAUGUAGAAAUGUAUCGCAGAGUGUGUUACUACACUGACAUCACAGCUGGGUGUGGUUACAGGUGCGACAGAGCACACUGCUGAUCGCACCAAUCAGGGAUGCUGAUUGUCAUCAGAUGUGCAACAGACUAGAAAUUUUAAACCAAAGAUGUCAUAGAGACAGUAUAAAUUGACAGCAAAGUAUGUGUGUCUCCAGAGGGAGCUGUUUGAAAUCCGAUAAAUCGCCUCAAGUGAUGUCACUUGAGUCAGCAACGGUUGGGUCUGAAGACUACAAGUUUGGAAAUACUGCCCGCUCCUGAUCUCUGCUUGAGGCUAGCGGCUGAAGGCUACAUAAGCUGCUGCUAGCAUAACACAACCAAAUUCCUGUCGAGCGGUAGAGUUGCAUUGUGGGUAAUGGAGGCACCAGGUUUUUGGCAAGGAGGAAGAAUGAAAGGAGUUAAAACAGUAUCUUUAUUUCUGCAGCAUUUUGGGUGGUGAUGGCCUAGUGGUACGCCUUCCGAACAAAACACUAGAAGGUCGGCAGUUCAAUACCAGGCUGCCACCAUUGUACCCCUGAGCAAGGUACUUAACCCUGAGUUGCUCCAGGGAGACUGUCCCUGUAGUGAGUUCACUGUGAGUCACUCUGGAUAAGAGCGUCUGCUAAAUGACCUGUAAUGUAAUAAAACAUUUUUUUUUCAUUUUUUAUACGUUUUUUAAGCUGUGAUUGGUCCGAUAAUUAAACAGUUCUGUACUGCAAUUACUUGUUACUUCUCGGACAACUUUUUUGAAUAUCAAUAUGUGUGACAAGCUCAAAUUUGCUGAUAAUAUGCAUAUAAUAGCAAGUCACCUAAAGUGCACCAUUGUGUUGAACGUGUUGUUGACGAUACACAUAAAGUUUGAUUGAUUGAACAUACUUCUACUAGAAGACUCUGACCUGCAACUUAUUCUUGUGUUACCUUAACAUUUUGCUAAUAUGCCAACGAUAAAGCAA
Messenger RNA from Cottoperca gobio, 2516 nucleotides. Its product is annotated as zinc finger protein 624-like. Gene Ontology annotation, biological process: regulation of transcription by RNA polymerase II. Gene Ontology annotation, cellular component: nucleus. The transcript has 2 exons. Gene Ontology annotation, molecular function: DNA-binding transcription factor activity, RNA polymerase II-specific; RNA polymerase II cis-regulatory region sequence-specific DNA binding. The record is from RefSeq and is a predicted model, not a curated record. Lineage: Eukaryota; Metazoa; Chordata; Actinopteri; Perciformes; Bovichtidae. The coding region runs from base 46 to 1053 and encodes 335 amino acids.